AUGGUAAAAGAUAGCCUUGUCACUGGUACAAUCAUCAUGCUUGAUGAAGAUGACCAAGACGAUCAAACAAAGCAAGGUGACGAUAACGACCUGCACUUGAUGAAGAAGACAAAUACAGGAGUCAUCCUAAACCCACAGCCACAUGAUUCUCCCAAUGAUCCUUUGAACUGGUCGGUAUGGAAACGUGACAUGUGCCUUUUCAUUAUUGGUUUUGCAAGUUUCCUUGGUGGUGGUAUGUCUCCUUUACUUGCAGCAGGCAUGAACACCUUGGUUGAGGAAUUCGAUAAACCUUUAACCACUAUUUCCUAUUUAGUAGGUGGAUUCAUGUUGUCACUUGGCGUAGGCUCAGUCAUUGCUAGUCCCACAGCAGUGCUUUUUGGCAAGAGAUUGGUAUAUAUUGCAGGAACAUUCAUAUUCAUGAUGGGCGCCAUCUGGGGCGGCGCAUCAAACAAUUUCGGCAACUUGAUGGGCGCCAGAGUUCUCACUGGUUUGGGAGCCUCGCCAACAGAAUGCUUGCCCAGUUCCACCAUUGCAGAGAUUUACUUUGCCCACGAGAGAGCCUACAGAAUAGGAUUAUACACAAUGUUGAUGCUCGGUGGUAAAAACAUUAUACCAUUAUUAUCAGGUCUAGUGUUUCAAUAUCUCGAUCGUCACUGGUUGUUUUGGAUAUUGGCAAUCUUCUUGGGAGCUACUCUCAUUAUGAUCAUCCUUUUUGUUCCAGACACAUUCUGGGACAGAACUCCAACCCCUUCCAAAAGAUCACUUGCCGAAACUGAAGCAGCUCAAAACGUUGCUUCCUACAAUCCACCAUCACAAAGACCAAACGCAUUUGCAUUGCACAGACCAUCUCUGAAUAACAUACUCAACAACAAUAUUGUCGAUGACGAUAAUAUCCAUGCAGUGCAAAGCCUAUCAUCCACAUCUGUGCAGUCAGCAGCACAAGAAAAUGAAAAACCAGUUAUGAUCACCGACCAGCAAUUACCACCACACGAAGCUGUAGUGAUUGAGCACAAAAAGAACUCGUGGUGGUAUAAUAUGAGAAUAUGGCAAGGUAGGUUUACCAAAGAUAGCUGGUGGAUGGUGGCUUUGAGACCAUUUGUUUUAUACAGCUACCCACACGUUCUUUUCGGCUCAUUAACAUAUGCAUGCGCCGUGGUAUGGCUCAUUGUUAUCUCGGAAACCAUUUCUGAGAUAUUUAGAAACCCGCCAUAUGGUUAUAAUCAACAAACUGUAGGUCUUUUCUACAUUUCGCCAUUUGUUGGUGGUAUCCUCGGAUCUUUAUCAUGCGGCCUCAUUUCCGACAGAUUGAGCCGUUACAUGGUUUCGAAAAACAAAGGGGUAUACGAGCCCGAGUUUCGUCUACUCAUGAUUUUUCCCUCUACGAUAUUCAUUGUAAUCGGAUUGAUGGGAUAUGGUUGGUCAUCUACAGAACAGGACCCAUGGAUUGCCCCCGUUUUAUUCUUUGGGUCCUUGGCAUAUGGCUCAUCCAUGGCCUCGACAACUGCAAUAACAUUUGCCGUUGAUUCAUACAAGAUGUUUGCCGCUGAGACCUUGGUCUCGUUCAAUUUCUUGAAAAAUCUCCUUGGGUUUUGCUUUUCCUUGUUUAACAACAAAUACGCUGAUCAUCACGGUUACAAGAAUGCGUAUGUCACAUAUGGAGGCAUCCAACUUUUUGUUAGUUUGUUUGCUAUCCCACUAUACAUUUUUGGAAAAAAGUUGCGUAGGUGGACUGACGAAAAGGAAUUGAUGAGAAGUCUAUACCAUGAGGAUAAUGUACCGCCCAGCGUGAUGUCGAAAUGCAAAAGCAGCGACGCAAGUAGCCAUGAGAUAGCUUAG
Lodderomyces elongisporus is the source of this 1836-nucleotide messenger RNA. It is a transcript of the gene HOL4, whose product is annotated as Hol4p. The transcript is spliced from 3 exons. Gene Ontology annotation, molecular function: transmembrane transporter activity. The record is from RefSeq and is a predicted model, not a curated record. Gene Ontology annotation, cellular component: plasma membrane. Lineage: Eukaryota; Fungi; Ascomycota; Pichiomycetes; Serinales; Debaryomycetaceae. Gene Ontology annotation, biological process: transmembrane transport. The coding region runs from base 1 to 1836 and encodes 611 amino acids.